Rasamsonia emersonii CBS 393.64 is the source of this 819-nucleotide messenger RNA. RefSeq lists its product as uncharacterized. NCBI's taxonomy places the organism in Eukaryota, Fungi, Ascomycota, Eurotiomycetes, Eurotiales, Trichocomaceae. Gene Ontology annotation, biological process: methylation. Gene Ontology annotation, cellular component: eRF1 methyltransferase complex. Gene Ontology annotation, molecular function: S-adenosylmethionine-dependent methyltransferase activity; nucleic acid binding; protein methyltransferase activity. The record is from RefSeq and is a predicted model, not a curated record. Bases 1 to 819 code for a protein of 272 amino acids. The transcript has a single exon.
AUGCUCCCAACACCAUCAACAUCGCACGUCUCAUUCGACAACAUCUAUGAGCCAGCGGAAGACUCGUAUCUCUUCUUGGACACGCUGUCUUCCGCGUCAGAAGCAGCCUGGCUUUCACAUCGGUUCUCAUCUACAGACCCGCCCCUCGUUGUCGAAGUAGGCUGCGGAUCGGGGGUAGUAUUGGCCUUUACCGCCGCCAACUCGAGAGAGAUUUUCGGCAGAGAGGAUAUUCUGGCGCUGGGGACAGACGUCAACGGCGAUGCCUGCAGGGCAACACGACAGACGGUACUCACCGCGAUUGAGGACAAGAGGAGGGAGAGAGAAAAGACAGAAGACAACACACCCGACAAAGACGCUGGAAAGCAACAACAGACACAAUUCAUAGCCUCCCUGACCGGCGACUUGUGCAGUCCCCUUCGACCAGGCAGCGUGGAUGUCCUCCUGUUCAACCCGCCAUAUGUGCCCACGCCAGACGUCCCGCCAUUGCCGUCAUCUACAGAAAAGGACAGCGAUCCAGACGAGAAGCAGACAUUAUCUCGAAGCGCCAAAUUCGAGCGCGACUCGUACCUCCUCUCGCUCUCCUACGCAGGCGGCCUCGACGGGAUGGAGAUAACCAACCGGUUCCUAGAGGCCAUUCCGACGGUACUCAACCCGCACCGGGGCGUGGCGUACGUCCUGCUCUGCGCGCAAAACAAGCCCGAAGAGGUCAAAGAGCGCCUGCGACGAGGUGGAUGGCAGGCGGAGACGGUCGGGCGGAGCGGGAUGCAGGCGGGGUGGGAGAAGUUGGUGAUUGUGAGGAUCUGGCGGGAUCAGAAGUAG